AUGGGGAAGAAAUGGACCAACUUUGAUCAGAAGGAGCGGGAGGGGCUGUUUGGGAACGUCUACAAUGAUCUGAUCGCGAUGGCAGGAGAGUUUGUGGGGACUGUCCUUUUCCUGCUGUUCGCUCUUGGUGCAUCACAAAGCGUAGCGACAAAUUUGCUCGAGACCACUGGCGCCACCCCCAGCUCCACCGACGCAGUGACCAAGCUACUGGGGUACUUCUACAUCUCGGCCGCGUUCGGACUAUCCCUCUUCGCCAUGGCCUCCAUCUUUUACCGAUUUACCGGUUCCAUCUUCAUCCCUUCUGUAGGGCUCGCGCUCGUCCUGUGCGGCGUCAUCAAGCCCGUUCGCUUCGUUCUGGUCUCCCUCGCUCAACUCCUAGGUGGCAUUGUCGCGGCAUCCAUCCUGGAUGGCCUGACGCCAGGACCUCUGGCGGUAUCCGUCACUCUGGCACCGGGCAUGAGCCGGACCCAGGGGCUGUUCAUCGAGAUGUUUGCUACGGCUGCUUUAACGAUGAGCGUGUUGAUGCUAGCUGCUGAGAAACACCUGUGCACUCCUCAGGCGCCUCUAGGGUUUGGGCUUACUCUUUGGGCAGUCAUGCUAUUCUCGAUCCAGUCCACUGGGGGAGCAGUCAACACUGCGAGAGCCUUCGGUCCGGCGGUCAUCUCUGGCUUUGAUGACUAUCACUGGAUCUACUGGCUGGGUCCAACUCUUGGCUCCCUACUCGCCGCUGCUUUCUAUAUCAUGCUCAAGCACUUCCACUAUUGGCGCGUCAACCCAGGGCAAGACUCGACGGAUGUCCGCGACUCGCCAGCCACUCCCGUCCUGUCGCCCAUGGGCUCCAAUGUAUAG
This is a messenger RNA of Dioszegia hungarica, 849 nucleotides long. Its product is annotated as aquaporin-like protein. Gene Ontology annotation, molecular function: water channel activity. The record is from RefSeq and is a predicted model, not a curated record. Bases 1 to 849 code for a protein of 282 amino acids. Lineage: Eukaryota; Fungi; Basidiomycota; Tremellomycetes; Tremellales; Bulleribasidiaceae. Gene Ontology annotation, cellular component: plasma membrane. Gene Ontology annotation, biological process: transmembrane transport. The transcript is spliced from 10 exons.